UCUCGCCCAAGCUUACUCUUAGACCUACCGUCCGCCGCCACGCUCUACUAUUCCGGCUACCAGCCUACCCAGCGCAGCAGUCACGGCAGCACGGCGAGCAGCAGCGAUCGACCAGCCCAACUUUUCUUCAGUCGACGCCGCGCACCCAAACCAUCAAGACCUAUACCCAGCUGGCACUGCUCUCACUCGCUCGCAAGCAGUCGCUCCUCUCCAGCCUUGUACCGGAUCGUGUGCUCUGCUCUCGACUCUGCGUACGCUUUGCCGAUCGCCACAUAGUGACUUAGUGAUCCGACAGGCUCGGUUUGCACCUGCCCCGGCACCCAGUGCGACUCAUCGCCUCCAUAGCGAUCCACAGCGAGCGCUCGCGCAAUUGCAACACGUGCCCGGAGAGCUGUGGUCGCGAUCGAGCGCGAAAAGCGAGCUGUUGCCUGUGAGUGGAGGGAGUGAGAAGAAGAGCUGACGUGUGGGUGCGGUGGUCUCGCGCGCGCGCGCUCGAGAGAGAGAGAGUUGUAUUUGUGCUAUUGAGCGCGAGCGCCGAGAGGCGGCGUUGAGAAUCAGCCAGCAUGUUCGCGAUAAUGCCAAUGGAGACAGAGGGCCACGGUAGGGAGUUCGGCCGUCGGCAAAAGAUGCGCGCCAAAUGCACGGUCGAGUUCGUCUGCAAAUACUGCCAGCGCCGCUUCACCAAGCCCUACAACCUCAUGAUUCACGAGCGCAGCCACAAGGACGACGUCACCUUCACCUGCGAGGUCUGCGGCAAGUCGUUCAAGCGCCAGGACAAUCUCAAACAGCACAGGAGCAUACAUUCCGUUCCCUACAAGGGUUCCAACGGCUACACUAAUGGCUAUUCGAAUGGCUACUCUAGGUACUAGAGGCCACGAGGCCAACGAUUCGCCAGUGUCCCUCCUUUCCCCUUUCCACACACAAAGUCUCUUUCCCCUCCCUUGAUAUUUUCCCUCGCAAAAAGAAAUUGUAGAUUUUUUCCACAUAGCACGUCCCAAUCAUUUCAAUUUUCUCAUUUUGAUCCCCUCCACAAUGAUGUAUGUUCGUCCGCUGUUGUUUGUCGUCACGUUGGACACGCACAGACGAUACUGUAAAACGCUAUUUAGGUACCGGCGCUGAUUGACGCGGGACCUUUUUCUCCGUUUGAAACAGAAUUUUUUUAACUCCCGCGCUCUCGCUAGUCCAGCAGUCCCUCAUUUUCUGUUUCUCUCUUCUCUCUCUCUCUCUCUCUCUCUCUUUCUCGUAUCUGAAGGAUUCAUUCCGCGUUCUAUCGUCUUUCUUUCGUUCUGCCUUUUCAAUUUCUCGCUGCAACAUCAUCAGCAUCAUCACCACAUCAUUAUCACACUCCAGUCCCGCAUAAAAAAGCAUAAUUGCACACGCAAACAUCCCGCAAAUAAAGCUCUGUCCCGCACACAAACAAGCAGACUGGCCUCACUGAAGACGAUCAAAAGAGCGAGCAUCCAGAAGAAGAAGCGAAGGUCCGUAGCCAGGAAGGAAGGACAAAAAGAAAGAUGCGAGAACGAGCUGCGUAACCUCGGGCACCCGGUCCCUCGGCGAAAUUGGACUGUGUAAUAACCGACUAGCGGCUACCGGGCUUAACGCAUGUUCUCCUUUCUCAUUCUCUUGCCCGGCUACCGGAGCACACGCUAAAGCCACGCCCAGCCCUCCGGCGACACUGUGUGCAGCGGUGGCGGCGGCGGCAGCAACAGCGGCAGCAGCAGCAGGGAGGUGGGCCAGCUGCUAUACAUCCGACGUGCGGCUUGCGAAACUUUUCGCCGAGAGCCAGCCAGCCGACGACAAGCUCAUUUGUGCUGCAUGCGCGCUCCGGCGAACGUGACGCGGGGCGACGGCGCGCGCGAGCGAGCCGUGCCGCCAAUAGUUAUCAAUUGCAUUCCAUCGUUCGGCGCGCGAGUUGAUUUCGCGGCGUGUAACGAGCUCGAGUUUCAAAAUCUCGCGCCGUGAGAGAAAAAAAAAACAAAGCAAGAGAUCGAUAUUGGCCGAGCGUUGAAGACCUUGGCGGACGAUUCAAGAGAAAUUCACUUCGUAUAGUUGCUUAUAUACGGAGUUGACAGUUUUUCGCAAUGAUCCCACGCCUUGAAAUUUUGAAGCUCGAAGAUCGGCGAAAAGCGGGCGAGCGAGGGCGGCCUGGCGCACCGAUCGACGCGGGUCGCGACGACCACCCGCCGAAACUGGAUCCGCGCGACAGGACUAGGAGCGAGAGGAUCGGCUUUCGACCGGCGGCGAGGUACCGACUACGACACGCGCUGCGGCGGCUCUGCGGCCUCUCGAACGCAGUUGUCGAGAGCGUGCUUUCAUUGUAAUGGCUCAUUGCGGCGCAAAGUUCACAUGCCGCAUCGCGUGACCAGCGCAUACCUACGUCGCUCCGCCUGGCUUUUCGAUAAUAUGUUCGUCCGGUCUCUAUUCUAACGCAAAAUCCCUUCUCUUGUCUCUUCUUUCCUCUAAACUUUCAAAACACAUGAGACUGCAGUCGCGCUUUGUACAUAGCUUAACGUAUUACGGCGUUUUUAAUAUUAUUAUUAUUAUUAUAUUAUUUUAUUAUUAUUAUUAUUUUUAUUAUUAUUAUUAUUAUUAUUAAUAUUAUUAUAUUAUAAAUAAACUAGGACAUCACGAGUAUAAAAUUUAUAUAAUAUUAUGAUUAAUUUUAUAAAAAUUAUGGUCGGAUAGUCCUUUUAUAGUCAAGACGUAGCUACUCGACGUAUAGGCUGAGCCGAAAAGAAAAUAUUGAAAGUAUAUACAAAUGUACGCGUCUUGCUGUACCUAGUACUAGUACUACAUUAGAAGUGAUAAUCAAAAUUGCGCGAUUCCCAGCUGAUAAAUUAAUCCCUAUUAUAAUGCGUAAUCCAACGUGUCUCUAUCGCUUUAGCUUUUGUACCAGCUGAUAAAAAAACAACGCCAAAGCGUUCAGCAUGAAAGAAUUUUCGUCAUCCUUUUCGAACGUUACUACAAAUAUUAUUUACAUGCACUGCGUGUAUGCGAAAGCCGCGUACGUCCGACGACUGAUGAGAUCAUGUAGCGCUAUCGUAUAAAACGAAAUAAAGUAAAAGAAGCUUUAAAAAGAACGAAUUUUAGAACGUCAGCAACGACGAUAACGAUCUUUGUGUUUUGUCAUCGUUAUCAUCGAGGCGCACUGCACAAUCGAGGAAUGACGCCAAUGUACUGUGGAUUCGUCCACCAAUUAAGCCGAUCGACCAAUAAAAAUUCGCCAA
Molecule: messenger RNA, 3227 nt
Organism: Phymastichus coffea
Lineage: Eukaryota; Metazoa; Arthropoda; Insecta; Hymenoptera; Eulophidae
Gene: drm
Product: protein drumstick
Exons: 3
Coding region: 564-869 (101 amino acids)
Biological process (GO): embryo development; embryonic pattern specification; embryonic hindgut morphogenesis
Cellular component (GO): nucleus
Molecular function (GO): RNA polymerase II transcription regulatory region sequence-specific DNA binding; DNA-binding transcription factor activity, RNA polymerase II-specific
Source: RefSeq, a predicted model, not a curated record